UAUUUUAAUACGUUUAAGUUACUUUUCAGACACUCUCUCUCUAUCUUCGUGGUUUGGCAUAACUCGUCCUCCACCAACAAGUCUGUCUUUCUGUUUCUCUUAUCAGAUCUCUUGGCUACUUGUGUAACCAAAGAAUCAAUGGCUCUCAAGUUCGUAUCUGGAGCUCUUUUCUUCUGUUCUCUACUCGCAAUAUUUCCUUCUUUCUCAUCCUCCAGUUUCAUCUCAGAUGGCGUGUUCGGAUCUCAGGCUUUGGUUACUGGAAGAAACCUACUUCAGACCAAGAAAACAUGUCCAGUGAACUUUGAGUUUAUGAACUACACAAUCAUAACAAGCCAGUGCAAAGGUCCCAAAUUCCCACCAAAGGAAUGCUGCUCCGCUUUUUUGGACUUUGCGUGUCCUUACACGGAAGAGCUCAACGACCUGAGCAAUGACUGUGCAACUACUAUGUUCAGUUACAUCAAUCUCUAUGGGAAAUACCCGCCUGGACUUUUCGCUAACCAGUGCAAAGGAAGUAAAGAAGGUCUCGAGUGCCCUGCUACGUCUCCCGCUUCAGCUGCAGACGUAAACGCAGCCAUCACCACCGCUUCUUCUCCACUUUGGCUGACCAUUUUUGCAGCUUUCUUGGUUUUUGUUAAAUUGUUAUGAGGCCAGGAAAGCCAGAUGUCUGCAAUGUACUAGUAACAAUACCUGAGGAAGGGAGUGUUUGUGUGCCCCACGAUUUGUUUUAUUUGUAUCAUUCUUUUGAUCUUAGGAAACUUCAAAACCUUCUAAUUGAUAAUCCAUAUGAAUUUUGUGUCUCA
Messenger RNA from Raphanus sativus (radish), 800 nucleotides. RefSeq names its product GPI-anchored protein LLG1-like. The coding region runs from base 139 to 645 and encodes 168 amino acids. NCBI's taxonomy places the organism in Eukaryota, Viridiplantae, Streptophyta, Magnoliopsida, Brassicales, Brassicaceae. The record is from RefSeq and is a predicted model, not a curated record. The transcript has 3 exons.